AUGGCUUUCUAUGGAAUAUUUCUUAUGGGGAUCAUGCUGGUCUACAUGAAAACUAAAAGAAGGGAUAAAGAAUCCAAUUUAUUGCUUCUUUGCAAUGAUGAGGAGAGACAGUGGUUGAGUGGCAAAAGGACCACUCCUGCUUUGUCAAUACCUCUAUCUCUACAGGCUUCCAGCAUGUUCAGUGCUCUCCAAGAAAACGUGGGCCCUGCUUUCUCCUGUGCUGCCUGCAGUAUGGAAGGCAGCAGUCUGAGUUCUGAGUCCUCAACAUCUGAUGUCCACUUAACUAUCCAGGAGGAAUCCCCAGAAGGACUUCUCCAGGAUGUGCCAGAGGCUGAGAAGGAUGAUGACAAAAGGCAGAUUUCCUAG
Messenger RNA from Xenopus tropicalis (tropical clawed frog), 366 nucleotides. It is a transcript of the gene kcne4, whose product is annotated as potassium channel, voltage gated subfamily E regulatory beta subunit 4. NCBI's taxonomy places the organism in Eukaryota, Metazoa, Chordata, Amphibia, Anura, Pipidae. Gene Ontology annotation, biological process: monoatomic ion transport; potassium ion transmembrane transport. Gene Ontology annotation, cellular component: membrane. The transcript has a single exon. Bases 1 to 366 code for a protein of 121 amino acids. Gene Ontology annotation, molecular function: voltage-gated potassium channel activity. The record is from RefSeq and is a predicted model, not a curated record.